AUGUUUCACAAUACAUUCCAAAGCGGUCUUCUCUCGAUACUCUAUAGCAUUGGUAGUAAGCCACUACAAAUAUGGAGCAAAAAAGUGCGUAAUGGGCAUAUAAAAAGGAUAACUGAUGAUGACAUACAGUCGUUAAUUAUUGAAAUAAUUGGAGCAAACGUCAGCACUGCCUAUAUAUCUUGUCCGCUUGAUGCUAGUAAAACACUUGGAAUUAAGUUGCCGUAUUUUGUAAUGAUUGUGAAGAACCUAAAACGCUAUUUUUCUUUUGAAGUUCAAGUACUCGAUGAUAAAGGUGUGAAAAGGAGAUUUCGCGCUUCCAAUUAUCAAUCCAAUACUCGAGUAAAGCCAUUUAUCUGCACGAUGCCAAUGCGGUUGGAUGAUGGCUGGAACCAGAUCCAGUUUAACUUAGCUGAUUUUACCAAGCGUGCCUACGGAACUACUUAUGUUGAGACUCUACGCGUCCAGAUCCAUGCGAAUUGUCGUUUGCGUAGGGUUUACUUCGCUGAUCGCCUUUACACGGAAGAAGAGUUGCCUGCUGAGUUCAAAUUAUAUCUUCCAAUACGUGGUGGAGUUGGUUGCGAAUUCUGCCAUUUUGCAAUGACAGCUCAGAUCGUCGUUUCUUAA
This is a messenger RNA of Enterobius vermicularis (human pinworm), 624 nucleotides long. The record is from the annotation of a GenBank genome assembly. NCBI's taxonomy places the organism in Eukaryota, Metazoa, Nematoda, Chromadorea, Rhabditida, Oxyuridae.